Messenger RNA from Eruca vesicaria subsp. sativa (arugula), 876 nucleotides. NCBI's taxonomy places the organism in Eukaryota, Viridiplantae, Streptophyta, Magnoliopsida, Brassicales, Brassicaceae. The record is from the annotation of a GenBank genome assembly.
AUGGACGGUGGUUACAAUCAAUCCGGUCAAACUUCUAGAUACUUCCAUAACCUCUUUAGGCCUGAGCUUCACCCCCAGCUUCAACCACAGCCACAGCCUCAGCCUCAGACUCAGCCUCAGACUGAUGAUGAAUCUGACUCCAACAAGGGUCAACCUGAUUCCGACCAGGUUACCUCGGGCUCAACUUCCGGGAAGCGUCCACGUGGACGUCCUCCAGGAUCUAAAAACAAGCCGAAGCCACCGGUGAUUGUGACAAGAGAUAGCCCCAACGUGCUUAGAUCUCAUGUUCUUGAAGUCUCAUCUGGAUCCGACAUAGUUGAGAGCGUCAACACUUACGCUCGCCGGAGAGGGAGAGGUGUCUCCAUUCUCAGUGGUAACGGCGCGGUGGCUAACGUCACUCUCCGGCAGCAGCCGGUGAUGACUCAUGGGAACAAUGGUGGAACUGAAGCCGGAGCGGGAGGGGUUGUGACUUUGCAUGGAAGGUUUGAGAUUCUUUCCAUCAAUGGUACGGUGCUUCCGCCGCCAGCACCGCCGGGAUGCGGUGGUUUGUCUAUCUUUGUUGCUGGUGAACAAGGACGGAUGAUCGGAGGAAACGUGAUGGCUCCGCUUGUGGCUUCUGGUCCAGUGAUACUGAUAGCUGCAUCGUUCUCUAACGCAACUUUUGAAACGCUUCCGCUCGAAGAUGAAGGAGGAGGUGGAGGUGGAGGUGAGGGAGAAGUCGGAGGAGGAGGUCCACCGCCGGUCACUUCCGAAAGGCCGCAUUCUGGAGCCGCUCAGGGAGAGCUAAGAGGUAAUAUGAGUGGUUAUGAUCAGUUUACCGGUGAUCCUCAUUUGCUUGGUUGGGGAACAGGAUCCGCUUCAAGACCAUCAUUUUAG